Molecule: messenger RNA, 4137 nt
Organism: Salvia miltiorrhiza (redroot sage)
Lineage: Eukaryota; Viridiplantae; Streptophyta; Magnoliopsida; Lamiales; Lamiaceae
Exons: 1
Coding region: 1-4137 (1378 amino acids)
Molecular function (GO): nucleic acid binding; RNA-DNA hybrid ribonuclease activity
Source: RefSeq, a predicted model, not a curated record
AUGAACGUGAUUUCCUGGAAUGUGAGAGGGCUUAAUGAUGAGUCACGUCAAGUCCUCCAGGAACAUUGUACCAGAUUCUCUCCCAUGCUCUUGGGAAUUAUUGAGCCAAAAGCGGCUUUUGCUAAAAUUCCUUCUUCUUUUUGGAAUUCUAUUAAUAUGGUGCUGAUACAUCAGAAUUCGCGUGUUGGUAUGAGCUCCAAUAUUUGGGUUUUCGCAACUCCACAGGUUUCUGCCUCUCUGGUUUACUCGUCGAAUCAGGCGGUCAUUAUUGACUGUUGCUGGUAUUCUCGUAAGUUCCGGGCUGUUUUCGUGCAUGGGGAUAAUUUGUUAAAUGAAAGGCGACGUCUGUGGGUGGAUUUGCUGACGCAUAUCAUUGACAACACCUUUUUUAUUGGAGACUUUAAUGCUGUUAAAGGUGCACAUGAGAGAAAGAGUAAUCGCAUUCCCUGUGCUUCUUCCUGUAGAGAUUUCUGUGAUUUCAUUGCGGCUUCUGGUUUCAUUGAAUCGGAAGUUACGGGUCUCUUUUUCACUUGGUGUGGUCGCAGGCUGCUCCCUUCCCAUGUUGAGUCGGUUUUAGACCGUUGUUUGUUCUCUGAGGGUUUCUCCUCGUUAUGGGAUUCGCUGAAUACUCACGUUUUGCCUUGGAUCUCAUCUGAUCACUCGCCUAUUGUCCUUCAAUGUCAUGAGAAUGGAGGUCCACGUCGCAGUAGAUUUAAAUUUUUUGAUAUGUGGUUGCUUCAUCCCGAGUUCAAGCAAGUGGUGCAGGACUCUUGGAAUGCUCCGACGUACAUUUCUUGUCCGCUUUAUACGAUCAUGAUGAAGCUUAAGAGACUCAAGUUGACUCUUAAAGGCUGGAACAAGCAAGUGUUUGGUAAUGUGGAUGAAGGCAUUCGGAGCUUACAGUCUUCGCUGGAAGAGAUUCAGCUUGAGAUUACGCAAGAUGGUUACACUGAUUCCCGCUUUGAUGCAGAGGUUGCUGUUCAAGCUCGGUUGGGGUCCAUUUUGAAUCAGAAGAACUCUCUGAUGCAACAAAAAAGUCGGGUCAGAUGGCUUAACGAUGGUGAUAGAAAUACUAGCUUCUUUCACAAACGUUUCAAGAUGAGAAGGAAGCAAUUAGUUUUGCCGCAGCUGAAGAUCGAUGGUGUUGAUGUUUUCGACCAAGAUGCUAUUGCUGCUCACAUUGUGAGAUAUUUCUCCAGCCUCUUUUCGGAAACUGUGGCUCCUAAUGUGACUGUACAAGACAUUCUUCCUAUCUUGAACAAAAAGAUUUCGCAGAACCAGAAUGCUUUAUUGACGAGCAUUCCUACGGAAGAGGAGAUCAAAGCUGCUGUCUUUGACCUUGCUGGUGACAGCGCUGCGGGGCCAGAUGGUUUCUCCGGGAGUUUUUUUCAACAUUGUUGGACGACGAUUCAGAAAGGUGUUCUAAAGGCGGUGCGCACGUUUUUUAUUAAAAAUUAUCUUCCUGCGGGUUUGAAUUCCAAUACUCUGAUUCUUAUCCCCAAGAAGGAGGUGGUGGAUUCGGUGACGGAUUUGAGGCCGAUUAUUCUUUCGAAUUUCUUCUUCAAGAUCCUCUCUAAAAUCUUGGCGUCUAGGCUUUCUUCGGUGGCUACGAAUUUUGUUACUCCCAAUCAAUUUGGUUUCAUUAGUGGUCGUCUGAUUCAUGACUGUAUUUUGCUGGGUUCUGAAGGUGUGAAUUGCAUGAAGCGAUCGUGUCAAGGAAAUAACAUGGCCUGUAAAGUGGAUAUCAAAAAAGCCUUCGACACGAUAAGUUGGAAGUUUAUCUGGUGCGCUAUGAAUGCUAUGGGAUUUGACCCCAUCUUUUUGAAUUGGCUCUCGACUAUUUUCUCUUCGGCGCGUCUUUCGAUUCUCUAUAAUGGUCAGCUUUGUGGUUACUUUCCGUGUUCGCGUGGUGUGAGGCAAGGGGACCCUCUCUUGCCUAUUAUCUUCGGAAUUGCGGAAGACGUUCUUAGUCUUUUGAUCCUGAAAGCUGUGGAGGCGGGAAAGAUUGAUUCGAUGCGUAUGAAUCAACGUCACUUUUUCCCCACUCAUCUGCUUUAUGCAGAUGAUAUUCUCAUCUUUUGUAAGGCUUCAAUGAAGAAUGCGCGUGCGAUCAGAGAUAUCUUUCAAUUUUAUGGAUCGCUUUCUGGUCAGAUUUGCAGCCGUGAGAAGUCGCAGCUUUAUUUUGGUAAGGGAGUUUCCCUCAGUUAUCAGAGGCAGAUUUCUCGUGCUCUUGGUUUUUCUACGGGAGCGAUGCCUAUGGUUUAUCUUGGUGUUCCUUUGUUUAUUGGCAAACCUAGAAGGGUUCAUCUUGCGGCCAUUAAAGAUCGCAUUAUUAAUAAAUUCUCUCGCUGGAAUGGUCUUCACCUUUCGAUGGCCGGUCGGAUCUGCCUUGUGAAGUCUGUCAUCCAGAGUUCUCUCGUUCAUACUAUGAUGAUCUACAGCUGGCCUAAGUCUCUUAUUAAAGAGUUGGAUUCUGCUUGCAGGAAUUUCAUCUGGUCAGGUGACAUUAGAAAGAGACCUCCGCAUGCUGUUAGCUGGGAAAAAGUGUGUGCGAUUAAAGAGGAAGGCGGGUUGGGAAUUCGUUCCUUCGCCAUGAUGAACGAGGCUUUUCUCAUGAAGUUGGCUUGGAAAAUUAUUAAGGGAAAAGGCUUUGGCUUCGAUUUAAUGAAAAAUAGAUAUUUGGAUGCCUUUGGCAGGCCGCGUGCUUCGGCGCUUGCCUCUUCGAUCUGGGGUGGGGUCAAGUCUUUGGUCCCGAAUCUGAUUGACGAGUCCUAUUGUUUGCUGGGGGCAGGUGAUUCCGUCUACUUUUGGAACGAUGAUUGGAUGGGGUACAAGAUUGCGGAUAAAUUGAACGUUCCAAGCUUCAUUAAGUCAAGGCUCUCACAAACGGUGGCGGAUUAUUUCUAUGAUGGUAUAUGGCAUUUUGCUUCGGAAUUUGUGGAGGAGUUUCCUGGUAUUGUCUGUGAUAUUCUCCUCCUUCCGGUUGGUAAUGAGGAAGAUACGAGGUUUUGGAAGCCUUCGGUUCAUGGUGAUGUGACCUCCCCACUUGCUUUUGCUUCUCGUUGUCAACGUUUCCCUAGGGUUGCUUGGGGGUUGUGGAUCUGGGAAAAGUUUAUUCCUGUUCAUCGCUCGAUUACGUGUUGGAGGGUGAUUCACCGCCGGAUGCCCACUAUAGAUCAAAUGAUCAGGAAAGGAUUGAUUGGCCCCAACUACUGCUCCUUUUGUUUGAGUGCUGCGGAAGACCUUGAUCAUAUACUUUGGAAUUGUAUUGAAGUUCGCCAGGUCUGGUCUUCGUUCCUUAAUUGGUUCGGUCGCUCGGAGGCCAUGUCUUGCAGUGACAUUCAUAGUUUUCUGGUGUUCUCCUGGACGACAAAGCUAAGUUCGCAGCUUCAGAAUUUCUGGAAGCUCGGAGUUAUUACGAUCAUUUGGAUGAUUUGGUCUGCUCGUAAUCAAAGUCAUUUUGAGGGUGUGAAAUUCAACUUUCGGACCAUUCUGGUGUCCAUAAAAGCUACUUUUUUGGAGGUGGAUAAAGCCUUCCCGUGUCUUGGCCAUAUGAAUAAUAAAUGGGAGGAUUACCUGGUCACUCGGCAUUUGGGUAUUAGUAUCCGUCAGAAGCCGCCCCCAAGAUUUGAAUCUGUUUACUGGUCUCCUCCUGCGUUCUCGUGGUUCAAAGCUAAUACUGACGGCUCUGCCAUUGGAAUGCCAGGACGUAUCUGUGCAGGUGGGGUUUUUAGAGACUGGAACGGCAUGGUGCGUGGUUGUUUUCAUAUGGAAGGGGGUAAUGGUUUUGCGUUUGAGGCUGAACUCCUUGGUUUGAUUUCUGCCAUCGAGUUUGCGUCGAGCAAUGGAUGGCGAAAAAUUUGGUUUGAGGCGGAUUCCUCUUAUGUCGUUCAUAUUUUAUCUACAAAAUCGCGUAGAGUUCCUUGGCGAUUUGCGGCUAUUUGGAAUCGGGCCCUCACCUUGUUGGAGAAGAUGGAUUUCCGCAUUUCGCAUAUAUAUCGUGAAGGAAACUCUCCUGCUGAUAUCAUGGCUAGUCCGCAUACACCCCAAGGCUGGUGGACGCACUCUAUUGAUAUCAUUAGGGAUGCGGUGAUUAGAGAUCUUUCGGUCCAUAGUCAUGUUCGACAAAAAUCUUAA